Messenger RNA from Anoplopoma fimbria (sablefish), 4306 nucleotides. RefSeq names its product glycogen synthase kinase 3 alpha b (gene gsk3ab). NCBI's taxonomy places the organism in Eukaryota, Metazoa, Chordata, Actinopteri, Perciformes, Anoplopomatidae. The record is from RefSeq and is a predicted model, not a curated record. The coding region runs from base 181 to 1503 and encodes 440 amino acids. Gene Ontology annotation, biological process: insulin receptor signaling pathway; negative regulation of canonical Wnt signaling pathway; extrinsic apoptotic signaling pathway in absence of ligand. Gene Ontology annotation, cellular component: nucleus; cytoplasm; axon. The transcript has 10 exons. Gene Ontology annotation, molecular function: ATP binding; protein serine/threonine kinase activity.
CCUCCCCGUUCUACAGAGGAAGAAAGGGGGAGACGGGCAGCCUGUACAGAACGCUGUAAGUGUAGUUUAUAUUUAUUUCACAUAUUAAAACACACACACAUAAGAAAGCUUUAAAGCCUCUGCCGGUCUGGCUUUUGUUAACGUCCAACCGACCCUGCCCCGGCUUUAGUUCACGCAAACAUGAGCGGCAGCGGGCGGCCCAGGACCAGCUCCUUCGCUGAGCCUCCCGGAGCUCCCGGAUCCGCUGCAGCCGGUGCCGGAUCAGCAGUAGCCGGUGGAAGCUCGGCAGGAAAAACUGGGGCUUCACAAGCCAGUGGAAGCAGCUCGACGGGCUUUGGGAAUCUGAAACUUCCCAGGGACAGUGGCAAGGUGACAACGGUGGUAGCCACACCCGGCCAGGGCCCCGAUCGCCCACAGGAAGUGUCCUAUACAGACAUUAAAGUUAUAGGAAAUGGCUCCUUUGGGGUGGUCUACCAGGCUCGCCUCAUCGACAGCCAGGAGAUGGUGGCGAUUAAGAAAGUUCUCCAAGACAAGAGGUUUAAGAAUAGGGAGCUGCAAAUUAUGAGGAAAUUGGACCACUGCAACAUUGUGAGGCUACGCUACUUCUUCUACUCCAGUGGAGAGAAGAAAGAUGAGGUGUAUUUGAAUCUGGUGCUGGACUACGUCCCCGAGACAGUGUACAGGGUGGCUCGGCAUUUCAACAAAGCCAAGACCACCAUCCCCAUCAUCUAUGUUAAGGUGUACAUGUAUCAGCUGUUCCGCAGUCUGGCUUAUAUCCAUUCCCAGGGCGUGUGUCACAGAGACAUCAAGCCCCAGAACCUCCUGGUGGACCCGGAGACGGCCAUCCUCAAACUCUGUGACUUUGGCAGUGCGAAGCAGUUGGUUCGGGGGGAGCCGAAUGUGUCCUAUAUCUGCUCACGGUACUAUCGUGCCCCAGAGCUCAUCUUUGGUGCCACCGACUACACAUCCAACAUUGACAUCUGGUCGGCCGGCUGCGUGCUGGCCGAGCUGCUGCUGGGCCAGCCCAUCUUCCCCGGGGACAGUGGUGUGGACCAGCUAGUAGAGAUCAUCAAGGUUCUGGGUACACCAACAAGGGAGCAGAUCCGAGAGAUGAACCCGAACUACACAGAGUUCAAAUUCCCUCAGAUCAAAGCACACCCUUGGACAAAGGUGUUUAAGCCUCGCACCCCACCAGAGGCCAUCGCCCUCUGCUCUCGACUGCUGGAAUACACGCCGGUGACCAGGCUGUCUCCCCUGGAGGCGUGUGCGCACGCCUUCUUCGAUGAGCUGCGUCAGCCCAACACCCGCCUGCCCAGCGGCCGAGAACUGCCGCUCCUCUUCAACUUCAGUCCCGUUGAGCUGUCUAUCCAGCCCCAGUUGAACUCCACACUCAUUCCUCCUCACGCUCGUGCACAGACAUCGCCUGCCUCACAUGAGGGCAGUGUGUCAGACAGUACCGCCCAGCCCAGCUCAGCACCUGGAUCCAUCAACAACAGCACCUGAGCAUCCAUCUCUCUGUCAUCCUUUCUUUUUGUCUUCCCCAAUUUUCCUUUUCUCUCCUCUGCCCUUCUCCCUUUCAACCUCCCCCUCUGGCUCCAAACCCUUAAAAUAGAAAAAGAAAUACUUAUACACACCCACAUGAACACUCAGCAUUGCUAUUUUCCCUGAUUUUUAACCAUUUAUCCAAUAGAAAGCACUUUCUUUGGCUGCCAGCUUCAGGAAGAUGUCGGGGUUGUUUUAAGGAUAUUUAGGCAGCCACGCUUUGGGCGUAAUAUAAGCUGCAGUUCUAAGUCCACGCUGGCCCUUUGCUGGCUUGUUCAGAAUAAGGAAACUUUACAUUUGUUUGGGAUGUUUGGGAGAUGAGGAGGGCGUUUGUCCAUUUUGUAUGGAUUUUCUGUAUUAUAAUAUACAGUUGACUUUUAUCCCUUUUUAAGUUCAUUUUAUUUGCAUUAGUGUAUUUUAUGUGUGGCCGUGGUGCCAUUGAAUGGGGUCCUGAUUGACUGGAGUUGAGAAUGAGGGCCGUUUGUAAGGCCCGCCUAAUAUUGACAAUCAUCCUUAGUGGGGUCAAAGUUGGAACACUUGAAUUGUCCAUGUUUGAUCGUACAACACACUGUAGAAUGUAGAAAAAUGGCUUUUCUGUCACUUUCUGCCCUGAACUCUACUUAAGUAUUGUCAGUUCACCCGGCCAAAGGGUGAACAAAUGUGAAUAAUUACUUUUAAAUCUCCAUAUUUGAAACCAGACAGAAUAUAUUGGCGGAUUUUGGCUCAUUUUAGAUAAGAGUUGGUUUUAAAUUUUAUUGCAAAUGAGGGCACCACAGCCUGUCUUUACAGUUUCUUUUCAAAUAUUAGCUCCUCAAUUGCCUUUCAUGUGAAGUGAGAAGGAGCAGAGUGCACAUCUUCAGUUUCCUCAGUAUAAGCUCGUGUUUUCUUUGGUUAAGCUGGAAACCAAGCAAUUCAUGUUAAUUCUCUAAUGAGUAUUGCACAUCUCCAAGGGGAGCGGAGAGGGAGCCAAAGGGGGGGCGAGUUAUGUGUCAUGUCCAGCUGUGAACAUAACUCCACACAGAGGGAGCCGUUGGUGUGGGGCUCCAGUUCGGAUUCAGAAGCCUCAAUGAUGUCUCGCAUGUCAUAAACACAGCUGCCCGGCACUGUAGGGUGAAAGGUCACCUCGUUAAUUAUGUCACUUUACGGUGUUAAGUCUCAUUGGCUUGAUUAUGUUAUAGAAUCAGGUGUGAUGGGUACAGAGAGACUAGUGGCCGCUCUCACUGCUCACCUGGCUCGUCAUUGUCAUUUCAGCUACGAUACACAGUUAUGGUCCGUGCAGGAGGAGGAGGACUCUGAAUAAAUUUAGUUUGGUUUGUUGUGAGAGAGAUCUGUUGAAACCCUCUUCGCCCACUUUCCCAAACAGCCUGCCUGCGAUGCUCGUAUCAUGUUCUUCUUGGCCUGUGGUGGUAUUUACUCAGCCUAACAGUCCGCUGUCGGCAUGAACCGGUUGUCUUUCUUCCACCACGUAAAACUUGCAUGUUCAGCCUGAGUUGACCACACUAUAUUACUUCCACUAAUCUCCGUAAUAAUCAGACCAGAAAUGAUGCUCAAAUCCCUGAAACCCAACAGCUUUUGGAGCCUCCCCUUCUAUUCCCUUCUCGUCCUCCUCCCUCCUCUGCCUUCUGUCUCCCUCUUUCCUCCUCCUUUUUUUUUUUUUUCCCCACUGCUAAACUGUAAAUAUCAAGUACCUUUUAUUUUGUUAUUAUUGUUAUUAUAUUGUUGUUCUUGUAAUUUUUUUUUUUUUCUCUAGUAGACCGGCGCAGCAGCGGCCGGACUGUUUUAUCCUCAGUCGCAGUCUGUAAAUACGAUUUCAUUUCAGUCCCUGGUUCAGGAGGGGAAAAACCGAACAAAAUGUUUCAUUUUUAUUCUCUCUCCCUCAAUUUCUCUCCUCACGACUUUCCCCUUUCCCACAUAAAUGUGGGCAUAACUGUUUUAUUUAUUGUAUUUAGGGUUUUUUUGGUUUUUGUUUUUUUUAGGGGGAGGGGGGAUCAUUUAUUUUCCACUGGGGUGGUACAAAUGAGGGUUUAAAGUUUUUGUUUUUUUUAACCCAAAUUUUAGUCCAGCAAUGUCACAUGCAAAACGAUUUCACAUCCAAGAUACUGUACUGAGAUCCAGACGUCGGUGUGUCCUUUCCAAUCAGUGGUCAUGUUUGUAUGCAGGUGGAACUCCAGUUUUCCAUUUAACUUCAGUGUGAAAGGAAUGUUACAAGCCUCUGGAUCUAUGGGGUUGUGGUGUGUGUGUGUGUGCGUGUGUGUGUGUGCGUGUGUGUGUGUGUCUGGAGGAAAGGGGAAAUAAUGAAUCUGUCUGUUGACAUGUAUCAUCUCCUGUGUCCGACCGUCUCCUGUUUUCGCUUACCGUAGUGUUGUAUGUGUGUGUAACAGGUUCGUCCUGUUAGUACUGUGUGUAUGCUUCACAGAUACUUGACAAGUUUCUUGAGCACAGCUGCAGGGAAUGUAUGUGUGUUUGUGUGUGUGCUGGCAGACCAUGGACAUUAUUCUCAGUACUCCUGACUUUUUUCCUUAAAUGAAGAACUGACUAAAUGUGCUAUUUUAAUGUUUUUUUUUUUCCAUCUUCUGAUCUGUCACACUUUGUUUUUAAUUUGCUAUGGCCCUGCUCUUUUAUCACCAUUGUCUGAGGGUAAAUUGUCAUUGUUGGGAACAGAACGGUUGGAUAAAGGAGAUGAUGAUGAAGAGGGAGGGAUGGAGGGAGAGACACAGUUUUUGUUUGUUGGUAUAAAUAAUUAAACUCAUUAAUAAAGUGAUGA